Molecule: messenger RNA, 1546 nt
Organism: Pocillopora damicornis (cauliflower coral)
Lineage: Eukaryota; Metazoa; Cnidaria; Anthozoa; Scleractinia; Pocilloporidae
Source: RefSeq, a predicted model, not a curated record
AUGGCGGACUCUUGUGAGCCGAAUUUUACCAGUAAAGUGGCCUUCACUAGGCUUGUAGAUAGACAUCUUGACAAACAGUUUCUCAAUCAAAAGUGUUUGUAUUUUUUUCCCUUUCAGUUCAGUAUUUACACACUCGCGGAAAAGCCAGAUGAUGUCGAAGGAAGCGAAGCUCAUGCCAAACGUGUUUUUGAACUUGCAAACGUCUGGUUUAAGAAACUUGACAUAAAAAACACCUUCAAGCCUAAAGUUUUAGCUAAGAUUUCACAACCCGGCAAUAACAAGCAUUCUAUUGGGUCUUCAAUAGCAGUUAGUCAUUUCUUAAGGCCUAUCUGUUUGUAUAACAGAAUAAUCCGUCUGAAACGGACUCUUGCAAAAACGAUUUUGCAUUUCGAGCCUCUGAAACUAGAGGAAGACGAAUGGGUUUUUGAAGCAUUUCAACACAAAAGCGGAGACGACGGAUAUCGUUCCAAAAAAGAUACCUGUAAAAAUUGUAAAAUGAUCUUCUUUGGUGAUCAUUGGGGAGAGGGACAUUCCACAUUUCUUGGAGCAUGUGCAGAGUAUUGCGCUGUCAACGAGCUUCUUCCACCUGAAGGAACUGCACAAGAUAAAGUUGAUAAAGAAGACUCUCCCCUUCUGAAAAGAAACUUAUCUCGAUGUUCACUUCUUUUCGAAGGCUUUAAGGACAUAUCAGAAAAAUGCAUUUAUGUGUGUAAACAAAAAAAUUGUGACGAGAACUCGCUAAAGGAAGUGUAUUGGAAAGUAAUAUAUAAAUUGCACAUUUUUGGUCUUAAACCAGAAUGUAAUCCUUGCUUUUAAUUUUUCUUACCCUGUACUCUGCGUAAGAGGUUGGCAGGCGGUGGCAGGGUGUUAUACUGAUCUAUUUUAGUUUUCAAAACAUAUUGAACGAGAUCUGUCUGAAAAAAUUCUUGAUGUGCUUUGUCUUACUGUCGAAUAAACUAUGCCCGCAAAUCUUCAGAUUAUGCGAAAAUUUCGAGUAGACUGAUCCUCAAAGUCCGUGCUUUACACUUGUUGACUAGAUCGUUUAGUUGAAAUGGCUAUGUCUACAUGAUGUUUUGAAGCAGCGUUUUGAAGAAAUGGAUUGUGCUUUGCAAAUCUGAGAUACGUGUUACUUCAAACCUAGUUGUUACACUUGAUUAGAUUUAAUUAAGAGUAAUAAGUCUUAUAUGAUGGAUAUUAAACAGCUUUGUAGCCUUUUACACGAUAACUUCGCUUAUGAUUAGAAAUUUCCAAGUUGCUUGGCUGUCGGAUAGAGCAGUAUGUUGACUAUGAUUUAUUGCGGGCACCCGCAAAUUACUAAUAAAGCUAAGCCUCUAUUACAAGAAGUGACCUAUGGUGUUAAAGCCUAGUUAUACUCUUCUGUAGUAAAAUUUUACUUGUUUUCAGGUUACUUCGCGAAAACAACGGGGACUUUCAAGUUAUCAAAUCUACUUUGCAACUCAGUUGCAACAACAAUUCAGUAUAUCAGUAUUUGUUCUGCAUAGUAACUUCAAAUGAACUAUUGUACUCUAAGCUGUAUUGGAAAAAA